AUGGAGAAUGUAGAGAAGAUAUACAUCCGGAACAAAGCCGACCUGUCGGAUAACUUCUUUUACUUCUACAACUGGGAAGAAGAUAUGAAUUCCUUUGCCAGCACAAAUUUUAUACAACAAAUUAUUGAAGACGAUUUGAAGAAAAAAAAACAUAGCUGUGUUAUCACAAGAUUUCCACCUGAACCGAAUGGUUACCUUCACCUGGGUCAUGCAAAAAGUAUUUGUUUAAAUUUCGGUCUGUCUGAGAAAUAUGGAGGGAGAACACAUUUACGAUUUGAUGAUACGAAUCCAGUGACAGAGGAGGUACGGUAUAUAGAGUCCAUUAAGGAGGAUGUAAAAUGGUUAGGGUUCGAUUGGAAAGAGCACUUGUACUUUGCUUCGGAUUACUUCGACCAAUUGUACGAAUGGGCUAUCCAACUAAUAGAACAGGGAGAUGCAUACGUGGAUGAUCAAUCAAUUGAAGAGAUAAGGGAAAAUCGAGGGAGUUUAAAACAACCUGGUGUUAACUCUCCUUAUCGAGAUAGAAGUGUUGAAGAAAAUUUGACUCUUUUUAGGAAAAUGAAACUAGGAGAGUUUGCAGAAGGAGAGAGAGUACUUAGAGCUAAGAUAGACAUGGCAUCAGGGAACAUAAAUUUAAGAGAUCCUAUUCUUUAUCGAAUUAUGCAUAAGACGCACCCGAAGAGUGGAAACAAAUGGGUUAUCUAUCCAAUGUAUGACUUUGCACAUGGACAGUCAGACUCUAUCGAAAGAAUAACCCACUCGAUAUGCACUCUCGAGUUUGAAACACAUAGACCGUUGUAUGAAUGGUUUCAGGAAAAACUUGGGAUAUUUAGGACAAGACAAAUUGAGUUUGCUCGACUAAAUCUAACCUACAUGGUCAUGAGCAAAAGGAAGCUACUAACGCUAGUGAAUGAACAGUAUGUGGAUGGAUGGGAUGAUCCAAGGAUGCCAACCAUCUCAGGGAUGAGAAGGAGAGGAUACAGUCCAGAAGCCAUCAAAGAUUUCUGUGGUAAAGUUGGAGUAGCAAAGAGAGAAAAUAUUAUCUCCUAUGAUUUAUUAGAAUUGUGUGCAAGGGAGGAUAUGAAUAAAAAGGCAAAGAGACUGUUCGCUAUUUUGAAACCACUUAAAGUGGUUAUAACCAAUUUUGUUCAGAACAACGAUGAGUUACAUGAGCUGACUGCUUUGAACCAUCCGAAGAAUGAAGGCAUGGGACAAAGGACGUUAAAAUUUGAAGAAGAGAUUUAUAUCGAUGAGGAGGACUUCCUGGAGAACCCAUCCGAGCAUUUCUAUCGACUGGCUCCCAACAGGACAGUCCGGCUGAGGUACGCCUUCUGCAUUACGUGCAACGAAGUUGUCAGGGAUGAGGCCACCAACCGGGUGGUCGAGCUGAGGUGCACCUACGACCCGGAGAGCAAGAGCGCCGCGAACGUCACGCAGGGUGGCGUCACGCAGGGCGGCGUGGGUGCCAGUCAGGGCGGCGUCACUGCCAGUCAGGGCGGCGUGAGUGCCAACCAAACCGCCGUCACUGCCAACCAACCCGGCGGGGAAAGCUUGAAAAAAAUAAAAUCGACCAUCCACUGGGUAGCCAAGUCAAAUGCCCAAAGCGCGCAGUUCAGAAUCUACGACAAGCUGUUCACCAAGCCGAAUCCUGAAUCGAAUGAUGAUGAUGAGAAUGUGGAGAAACUCAUGGAGAAUUAUGUAUUACAGGUGGACAAGCAAAACGGCUUCUCGGAAGAGGAGGGGAAUCCUCCCGUGGAAGAACAGAACCAAGCGAAUGGAAACAAUUUGGGGUGGAGAAAAUACAUUAACAAAAAUUCUUUGCAGGUCCACCAGGGUAUCGUGGAGAAGUAUGCAUGCAGCUGUACUGUGGGAGAACCUAUUCAGUUCGAACGUAUCGGAUUUUUCACCAAGGAUAGAGAUUCCACGGAGGAGUGCCCUGUCUUCAACUUGACCGUUGCGCUGUUGGAGAACAGUGCGAUGAAGAAGAAGAAGGAGGAUCUGAUAAAGAAGGAGCUGGACCGUUUGAAGCGGGAGAAAGCCGCUUCCGAGCGCCGCCUCAAGCGGGAGGAGCGCAAGCUGCGCGAGCAGCGCAAGUUGGAGCAGGCUGCUAUGGGCAAGGGCGAUGCGGGCGAAGUUAGUGGUGCCAACGGUGUAAGCAGUGCCAGGGGAGCGACCGGCAGUUAG
This is a messenger RNA of Plasmodium cynomolgi strain B, 2184 nucleotides long. RefSeq names its product glutaminyl-tRNA synthetase. Gene Ontology annotation, biological process: translation; glutaminyl-tRNA aminoacylation. The transcript is spliced from 2 exons. NCBI's taxonomy places the organism in Eukaryota, Apicomplexa, Aconoidasida, Haemosporida, Plasmodiidae. Gene Ontology annotation, cellular component: cytoplasm; cytosol. Gene Ontology annotation, molecular function: ATP binding; glutamine-tRNA ligase activity. Bases 1 to 2184 code for a protein of 727 amino acids. The record is from RefSeq and is a predicted model, not a curated record.